This is a messenger RNA of Salvia hispanica, 1459 nucleotides long. RefSeq names its product obg-like ATPase 1. The record is from RefSeq and is a predicted model, not a curated record. Gene Ontology annotation, cellular component: cytoplasm. Gene Ontology annotation, molecular function: GTP binding; ATP hydrolysis activity; ATP binding. Lineage: Eukaryota; Viridiplantae; Streptophyta; Magnoliopsida; Lamiales; Lamiaceae.
CACUUCUCCACUGAAAUCUCUACUGUCAUUCAUCUCAUUUUGAUCCAGCAAUUUCUCGAACAGGAGUUAAGGUUUAGAAAUUGCCGGAAAUGCCUCCGAAAGCAGCUAAAUCGAAGGAAGCCCCAGCUGAGAGGCCUAUUCUUGGACGUUUUUCUUCUCACUUGAAGAUUGGAAUUGUUGGGUUGCCAAAUGUAGGGAAAUCGACCCUAUUCAAUACCCUGACUAAGCUGUCUAUACCGGCUGAAAACUUUCCUUUCUGUACCAUUGAGCCCAAUGAGGCUCGAGUGAAUAUUCCUGAUGAGAGAUUUGACUGGCUAUGUCAACUCUUCAAGCCGAAGAGCGAGGUAUCAGCUUUCCUAGAAAUUCAUGAUAUCGCUGGACUUGUUCGUGGUGCUCAUGAAGGACAAGGGCUUGGGAACAAUUUCUUAUCGCAUAUCCGUGCCGUUGAUGGAAUUUUUCAUGUAUUACGGGCAUUCGAGGAUCCUGAUAUUAUCCAUGUUGAUGACUUGGUGGAUCCUGUGAGGGAUCUUGAGACAAUAUCUGCAGAACUACGUCUGAAGGAUAUUGAGUUCAUGGAGAGGCGAAUUGAAGAUCUUGAGAAGAGCAUGAAGAGGAGCAAUGACAAGCAACUAAAAAUUGAGCACGAGUUGUGCCUGCGGAUCAAGGCAACUUUGGAUGAGGGAAAAGAUGUCCGCCUGGUGGAAUGGAAAGCUGUUGAAGUUGAGAUACUGAAUACUUUUCAGUUGCUCACUGCAAAGCCUGUUGUUUACUUGGUGAACAUGAGUGAGAAAGACUAUCAAAGAAAAAAGAACAAGUUUCUCCCAAAGAUCCAUGCUUGGGUGCAAGAGCAUGGUGGUGAAAUCAUGAUCCCUUUCAGCUGUGCUCUUGAGAGGAAUCUUGCUGAUAUAUCCCCAGAUGAAGCUGCUAAAUAUUGUGAGGAAAACAAGGUCCAAAGUGCUCUUCCAAAGAUCAUUAAGACUGGAUUCGCAGCCAUUAAUCUUAUAUACUUUUUCACUGCAGGACCAGACGAGGUGAAGUGUUGGCAAAUUCGUCGACAAACUAAAGCGCCGCAAGCUGCAGGAGCAAUUCAUACUGAUUUUGAAAGAGGCUUCAUAUGCGCUGAGGUUAUGAAAUUUGAAGAUCUAAAGGAACUUGGAAGUGAAUCAGCAGUGAAGGCCUCUGGGAAGUACCGGCAGGAAGGGAAGACAUACAUUGUCCAGGACGGGGACAUUAUUUUCUUCAAGUUCAACGUCUCUGGCGGUGGGAAGAAGUGAGAUUUUUCUAUUGCAUCACCGUCCCAUUUUUCAUUACCAGGUUGAGAAAUCGGAUACUGUUAUUGUAACUUAUAUCUGGCUCAUGAGUAUAGUACAAAUUUCUUGAUCUUGAUUAGAAAUACUGUGUUGUACUAGUUUUGCUUCUUGAUCCCAAAUUGAUAUAAUCAUCUCUAUAUUUUCUUAAA